Messenger RNA from Vanessa atalanta (red admiral), 978 nucleotides. Its product is annotated as piRNA biogenesis protein EXD1-like. Gene Ontology annotation, biological process: nucleobase-containing compound metabolic process. Bases 1 to 948 code for a protein of 315 amino acids. Lineage: Eukaryota; Metazoa; Arthropoda; Insecta; Lepidoptera; Nymphalidae. Gene Ontology annotation, molecular function: 3'-5' exonuclease activity; nucleic acid binding. The transcript is spliced from 3 exons. The record is from RefSeq and is a predicted model, not a curated record.
AUGGACAAUCUUUACAUGAAAGGUGAACUUUUGCAAGUGCACACAAAAAACAGCGAAAUCAUUGAAGGCCGAUUUUAUAGUAUUACUAAUGAUAAAUCGAAAAUAUCACUUUAUGAAGUUAAAGAGGUAUCUGAGGGUGAACAGAAUGAUGGAGUUUGCCAUUACUAUGAUUCGGAAGUACGAAAUAUUGUAAAGUUGCAAGAAGAUAAUCAACAAGCUUAUUUAAAGAUACCACUAAAAGAAUGUGAAGAAAUUAUAAAAACUUCGAAAAAGUAUAUUUAUAUAAACCAAGUCGAUCAUGGUUUUCAUGAGGCUAUUAAUGAUUUGAAUCAAAACAAUUAUAUUGCUGUGAGUACUGAUGGUGCAAAUAUGGGACGGAAAUGUAAGAUGCCUUUUUUGGUUAUUUCCACACCACAACAAAUAUAUAUUUUUGACAUUCAAGUUCUGCAAUAUCAUGCAUUUGAAGCUGGUUUAAAGAAAAUUCUGGAGAGUGAAAAUCCUAAGAAGAUUGUCCAUGAUUGUAGAAAACUUUCUGAUUGCUUAUACCACAAACAUAAUGUUAAGCUGAACUCUGUGUUUGAUACUCAGGUUGGAGAUCUUAUCAUAUCAAAAAAUAAAACAGGACGUUUACCUAAUAAUGUUAAGACUUUUUCUGAAUGUCUUAACAGUCAUCUUGGUUUGAAACAAAACAAUAUUCAAGAGAAAUUGGAUAUAGUACAAUGCACAGAACGCCCUCUGUCAACUGGUAUUAAAGAAAUUCUUGCAAAGAAUAUAUGUUAUUUACAUCGUCUUUCUGAAAUGAUAAAUGAUCAAAUGAUGUUACCUUUCUUAAGAGGUGUUGAGUGCUUUGUAGAGAAUCUUCGCUCAUGUGACGAUUUCAAAGCUUGGGAGCUGUGUGGCAAGCAAUAUCAAUUACCAAAGGAUUUCAAGAAUUCUAUAGAGUAUUAACAUUCCACAAAAAUAAAAUGUAGUAUUAGG